UUCCUCUAUGCCCUGUAAAAGUUGCUCUAACCUCUCACUCAUCUGAGUCACCACGAAAUUCUCUCGCAAUUUCCUAUUUAUCUAAAACCCGAAAACCUUUCACUUUAAUUUCUCUCACUUUUCUCUUUAAAUCUGCAAUUACGUUUUCUUCAAAACAAUCUAAUGGACGCUCAGCGAGCUCUUCUGGACGAACUCAUGGGUGCAGCUCGAAAUUUGACUGAAGAGGAGAAAAAAGGGUACAAAGAAGUCAAAUGGGAUGAUAAGGAGGUUUGCGCAUUUUAUAUGGUUCGAUUUUGUCCUCAUGACCUCUUUGUCAAUACUCGAAGCGAUCUUGGACCGUGCCCUAGAAUUCAUGAUCCAAAGUUGAAGGAAAGUUUUGAGAAGUCCACAAGACAUGAUGCUUAUGUACCCAAAUUUGAAGCUGAACUUGCUCAGUUUUGCGAGAAAUUGGUCAUGGACCUGGAUAGAAGAGUUCGGCGUGGGCGAGAGCGCCUUUCUCAAGAAGUGGAACCUGCACCACCUGUUCCAGUACCAGAGGAAAAAUCUGAACAGCUAUCUGUGUUGGAGGAGAAGAUAAAGAAUCUUCUGGAACAAGUAGAGGCCCUUGGUGAAGCUGGCAAGGUGGAUGAAGCAGAAGCGCUUAUGAGAAAGGUGGAGCUACUUAAUAUUGAGAAGACAGCCUUGACCCAACAACCCCAGAAUGAGAAGUUGUUGAUGAUGGCUCAAGAGAAAAAGAUGGCUCUAUGUGAGAUCUGUGGUUCUUUUCUGGUAGCAAAUGAUGCAGCUGAGAGGACUCAGUCUCAUAUUACUGGAAAGCAGCAUAUUGGUUAUGGCAUGGUUCGUGAUUUCAUUACUGAGUACAAGACAGCGAAGGAGAAGGCAAGGGAAGAGGAAAGAUUGGUAAGGGAAAAAGAGGCAGAAGAGAGGAGGAAACAGAGGGAGAAAGAAUAUGAGAGUAGAAAGAGAAGAAGUGAUUCGGGUGAUAGGGACAGGUAUCGUGAUAGAGACCGUGACAGGGAGCGAGAGCGAUACAGAGAACGUGAUCGGAAUCAUGAAAGGUCUCGGGAGUUGGAUGGUAGAAGUGGUCGAGAUGGAGGGAGGGGGAUGGAUUGGAGAUACAAGAAAGAAAGAGAUGAAAGCAGGGAAAAGUAUCGUGAUCGUAGCAGAUCACGUUCCCCUGUUAGGCAUGGUCACAGGAGGUCACCUAGAAGUCCAAUUUGCCCAUAUUAGUGGAUUGUGUAGAUAGGUCUCUGAGCUUUGAAAUUAAAUGAGGUAGAUUUUUUAAUAUCUCAGAGUUUUAUAAAUGUGUGCUUUUGGAGUCUUGCGUUUCAUGGUCAUCAAUCUUCAUGGUUGAAACUGUUUUUGCCAUCUCACAGCUUUUGUUGAGACUAUACAAUCUACCUUUCAUCAAUUAUUAGUAGAGGAGAAAAGAGUUGAGGUAGGUAUAACUAUAUUGAUGUAACUCUUGUUCUAUCAUUUAAUUUAGGAUUUGGUUAAACUGAAUUCUUUUAUGCAUGGUCGCUGAAACAUUGUUUGAGAGUCCCUUUUUUGGGUUCAUGGAUGGCUAACUGUUCUCAAGUAUGUAAGAGGACAGGCUCAAAAACAUAUGCUUGAAUGACACUGCUGCUGAGGGAGGUGUUCUUUUUUCAA
Molecule: messenger RNA, 1650 nt
Organism: Pistacia vera
Lineage: Eukaryota; Viridiplantae; Streptophyta; Magnoliopsida; Sapindales; Anacardiaceae
Product: luc7-like protein 3
Exons: 7
Coding region: 163-1230 (355 amino acids)
Biological process (GO): mRNA splice site recognition
Cellular component (GO): U1 snRNP; U2-type prespliceosome
Molecular function (GO): mRNA binding
Source: RefSeq, a predicted model, not a curated record